Molecule: messenger RNA, 1892 nt
Organism: Dipodomys ordii (Ord's kangaroo rat)
Lineage: Eukaryota; Metazoa; Chordata; Mammalia; Rodentia; Heteromyidae
Gene: Mfsd6l
Product: major facilitator superfamily domain containing 6-like
Exons: 1
Coding region: 1-1752 (583 amino acids)
Cellular component (GO): membrane
Source: RefSeq, a predicted model, not a curated record
AUGAGCGCCAACCCCCAGUGGGACGUCAGCAGGGCGCUGGGGGUGGCCCGGCUCUUCCACCUGGUGUGCGGGGUCCGGGACGCCUGCGUGGCCCCGUUCCUGACGCUGUACCUGCGGCAGCUGGGCCUGUCCGCGCCCUGGGUGGGCAUCCUCAUGGGGACCAAGCACCUGGUGGCGGCCUGCUGGGCUCCCUUCUGCACCUUCCUGGCCAGGAGCUACCAGAAGCGGCGGAUGCUCCUGCUCGGCUCGCUGCUGGGCUCGGCGGGGGCCGGCCUGCUCAUGGUCCUGGUCCCCCCUCUGGAUGGACACCCGGUGGACCGCGCUUGCAACGGGAGCCACGGCGUGCCCGCCACGGUCCCGCCACGGGGGACCCCGGGGGCCCCCACGAUCUCCGCCCCGGAGUGGACCUCCAGCCCGCCAGGGAGGACGGCAACUCCCGAAGCUUCGGGCCCGGGAAAUGGACCCCGCCAAGACGAUCUAGAACGUCUGAGGGGCUACUGGGUGGGCCCUAUGGAAGAAGCCAGGACUACCACCCGAGUUCCCGGGCCGGGUACUUCUGCAGGGAGAGACGCCGCAUGGGGGGGCGCGUUGGAGGUGGUGAAUUCCGCCCUGGCCCUGCUGCCCUUGGGGAGGGUGCCAGGAGCUCCAGCCAACCUGUCAGCGGCGGAGGAAGAAGCCCAGGUCCUGGGCCUCUCCCUGGAAGGGUUGCGAUGGACUUUCAUCCUCUCCUUGGGGUUCCUGGUGUUCUGGGAGCUGCUCACCGCCCCUCUGGAGCAGGUGGCGGAUGACAGCCUUUAUGAAUACUUGGAUUUCGUGGACGCCACCGAUCGCUACCGAAACCUGUGGAUCUGGAGAUUGCUGGGCAUGGCAGCAGGGGUGUGUGGCAUCACCGCCUUGGUGGGGCAACUGGACUGCUUCCCCAUGACCAACGGCCCCCGGGGUUUGGUGCAUUUCUACAGCUACUCCCUGGUCAGUAUCCUGGCCUCGUUGGUGAGCAUCGCCUUCCCGGUCCCCCUCUCCCGGCGGCCGGAACCCAGCUACAAAACCGUCAAAGCGCUGUCUCUGCUCGGAGGCGAUGCCCGCCUCGUGCUCCUGGCUCUGACCGUCUUUCUGCUAGGAGCGGUGGCCAGUACGGUGCAGAACUUCCUGUUCUGGCACAUGAAAGACCACGGCAGCAGCGAGCUGAUCAUGGGGUUUUCUGUGGCCCUCAGCCUGCUGGGGGAACUCCUGCUCCAUCCAUUCAAAGCGGCCUUGCUCAAGAAACUGCCCCGGCUGGGCGUGAUGGGGCUGGGCCUGGGCUGCCUGGCGGGGCAGCUGCUGUACUACUCUUUCCUGUGGAGCUGGUGGUCCGUCCUGCCCGUGCAGAUCCUCGGGGCCAUCAGCAGAGGGGCCCUGUGGUGGGCCGUGGCGGCCUCCAUAGAGGAGGGAGCCACCCCGGGCACCGAGAGACCUCUGGGUACCAUGUUCCAGGGCCACUUUUACGGAGGUGGCUGUAGUUUGGGCAGCUUCAUAGGGGGCUUCGUGGUGAUGCGUUUCAACCUGGUUGUGCUCUACCGGUCCUGCUGCGUGAUCCUGUUGGUCUGGCUGGCCUUGUUCCUGUCCAUCCAACCCAGGCUGCCCAAAGGGCGGAAAAUCAACUACUCGAAGCUGUUAGCUGUGGAGGGGAGCGACACCAGCGACUCUGAGCAGGGGUCUGAGCGGGACUGGCUGGUGAAGGCCAUGAAGGAGGAGCACUCGAGCUGGAAGGGCUGAGUGGGUCACAGCACCCUCACCAGGAAAAGGCACUAAGGAAUUGGACAGACUUUUGUCCAAUCAGGAGCCCGGAUCCGCGGAGGCUGGAAUCCCUCCCUGGAUCACUGGGAAAGCCUUGGGGAACAGAAGCCAUGUGUAUG